AGGUGCUGGAGAGAACCUGGAAAACACCAUGGCAGCCUUUCACCAUGCGGUUAAUAUAGGAACAGAUAUGUUGGAGCUGGAUUGUCACCUGACAAAAGAUGAGCAAGUGGUUGUGUCCCAUGAUGAGAACCUGAAGAGAUCAACAGGAGUCGAUGUCAAUAUAUCGGACCUCAAAUACUCUGAACUUCCUCCGUAUCUCUGCAAACUGGAUGUCACGUUUCAGAAAGAAUGUCACUGCGAGGGUAAAGAUAACCGCAUUCCCCUCCUGAAAGAGGUGUUUGAGGCUUUUCCACAAACCCCUGUCAACAUUGACAUCAAAAUGAAUAACAAUGUGUUGAUCAAAAAGGUUUCAGAGCUGGUGAGUCAGUAUAAGCGAGAACACUUGACUGUUUGGGGGAAUGCCAAUUACGAGGUGGUAUCAAAGUGUCACAAGGAGAAUGCUGACAUUCCCAUCAUCUUCUGUUUGCAACGUGUCCUCCUCCUUGUUGGCCUGUUCUACACUGGUCUGCUGCCUUUUUUUCCUUUCAAGGAAGAAUUCUUGGAAAUUCCAAUGCCUUCAAUCAUCCUCAAGCUGAAAGAACCACAAAAGAUGACGAAAAGUCAGAAAUUUAUUAUCUGGCUAGCUGACACAUUGCUAAUGCGCAAGGCACUUUUUGACCACCUCACUGCCAGGGGCAUUCAGGUGUAUAUUUGGGUACUGAAUGAAGAGCAAGAAUACAAGAGGGCAUUUGAUCUGGGAGCCACUGGAGUGAUGACAGACUAUCCGACAAAGCUUAAGGAGUUUUUACAUAAUUAUCCAGCAUAAAGGAAAAAAAGCAGGAAAGAUCUUGCAAAAUAGAAUAAGU
Messenger RNA from Tinamus guttatus (white-throated tinamou), 845 nucleotides. The record is from RefSeq and is a predicted model, not a curated record. NCBI's taxonomy places the organism in Eukaryota, Metazoa, Chordata, Aves, Tinamiformes, Tinamidae.